UCAAUAUGGAGAUCAGAGAUCCUGACGGAAGGAGGAAUCCAUCAAAUCCCUUUCAGGAGCUGUUCUCCGGGAGGAUCCUUCAGGAAGAUCCAAGUCAGGACACCUCAGAAGUGAAACGUGGAAUGACGCGUGGCCUUUAUGGUAGUGCUGAAACAGUGGAUGAAGCAGCUGAAACUCAUGUAAUAAUGGGAAGGAAAGUGAGGAUUCUGGGGAACCAUUCCUAAUGAACACCUCUGGAGACAGAACAGAGAAACCUGCAGUGCAGAUGAAACUCGAAAGCUAUGAGAGAAGCCACUCAAAUGAUUGGAAAGAGGAAAGUUCAUCUUCCAUUGAUGCUCCAAUGCAAGACUUUCUUGCUGAAUGUGGAAAGAUAAAGAACAAAGAUUUUGGGGAAAGUACAAGACCUUUCAGUGGUAAAUUAGAUGUAAACGAACAUUAUCCAACCAAAACAAAAGGAAAUGAUUAUAUAUGUACAGACAAUGGAAAAAAUUACAAUUGUACUUUCAUUCCUUCUCAUGGAACUGGAUCCCUUACCUCUCCUAAAAUGAUCCACACAGCAAAAAAGCCAUAUAAAUGUAUGGAGUGUGGAAACAGCUUCAGUCGAAGGAGUUACUUUACUUCCCAUAAAAGAAUCCACACAGGGGAGAAGCCGUAUAAAUGUGUGGAGUGUGGAAAGACCUUUAUUCAGAGCAGUCACCUUACUUCCCAUAAAAGGAUCCACACAGGGGAGAAGCCAUAUAAAUGCAUGGAGUGUGGAAAGUGCUUUACAAAUAGCAGCCACCUUACUUCCCAUAAAAAGAUCCACCUGGGGGAGAAGCCAUACAAAUGUUCAGAGUGUGGGAAGGCGUUCUGUGAAAAUUCAUCCCUUAUGAGACAUAAAAGGAUCCACACAGGAGAAAAACCGUAUAAAUGUGUGGAGUGUGGAAAAGUCUUCAGUCAAAAUAGUUCUUUUACUUUCCAUAAAAUGAUCCAUGCAGGGAAAAGACCAUAUAAAUGCAUGGAAUGUGGAAAAACCUUUAUUCAAAGCAGUAAUCUUACUUGUCAUAAAAGGAUUCACACGGGGGAGAAGCCAUAUAAAUGCAGAGUGUGUGGAAGGUCGUUUACUAACAGCAGUGAUCUUAUUUCCCAUAAUUGGAUCCAUUCAGAGGAUAAGCCAUAUAAAUGCAUGGAGUGCGGAAAGACCUUUAUUCAAAGCAGUCAUUUUAAUUCCCACAAAAGGAUCCAUGCAGGAGAGAAGCCAUAUAAAUGCAUGGAGUGUGGAAAGGGCUUCAGCUACCACAGUACUCUUACUUCCCAUAAAAGGACCCAUACAGGAGAAAAACCUUAUAAAUGUCUGGAAUGUGGAAAGAGCUUCUGUGAAAGCGGGUCUCUUACUGUUCAUAAAAGGAUCCACUCAGGAGAGAAGCCGUAUACAUGUAUGGAGUGUGGAAAGAGCUUCUGUGAAAGUGGAUCGCUUACUGUUCAUAAACGAAUCCACACAGGGGAGAAGCCAUAUGAAUGUGUAGACUGUGGAAAGGGCUUCUGUCAAAAAGCUUCGCUUAUGAGACAUACAAGGAUUCACACAGGAGAGAGGCCAUAUAUAUGCACGGAGUGUGGAAAGGGCUUUACUAAUAGCAGUCAUCUUAAUUCCCAUAAAAGAACUCACACGGGGGAAAAGCCAUAUAAAUGUCCAGAGUGUGGAAAGGGCUUUACUAAUAGCAGUCAUCUUAAUUCCCAUAAAAGAACUCACACAGGGGAGAAGCCAUAUAAAUGCCUGGAGUGUGGAAAAGGCUUUACUCAGAGGGGUAAUCUUAAUUCUCAUAAAAGGAUUCACACAGGAGAAAAGCCAUACGAGUACGCGGAACAUGGAAAGAGCUUCAGGAUGACCAAUGACCUAAUUUCUCAUACACAGAUCCAUUUGGUUAGGGAUACUCAGUGGAAUGAGAAUGAAAGCGACCCCAGUGUGCUGACAUUGCAAAUGAUCAAGCAAGGGGCACCUUUGGAAAUCACUGAGGACCAAAAGAACAUGAAAUCAAGAAACAUUAUUACAAAAAGCUGUUUCAGCUCCUCCUGAACAAAUAGACAGGAAUGAGAAUGGGAACCUCCUCUGGGAUGUGAAGACACCUAAAAAACAAUCCAAUACGCAUCCAUGGUGUAGAAUUGAAACCUAAGGCAACCAAUAUGAAUGCAGAAGUAUGGAAUCUUUUUCAGUCAAAAGUCUCUCAUGAUAUGGGAAUAUUGUCACAUAUGUAUAAAUACAGAGUGUGAAGGGCUUCAGGAUGAAGAAUUCUUUUUACAAAGGUGUCAGAAUGACGAGAAGCCCCCAAAAUACAUAUACGAAAAACUUUUUCAAACAUUAGGGCCUUAUUUCCUUUGUAUGUGGACUAAGAUGUCUACAUUUGAUGUCAAUAAAGUCAAUUAAACAUCAAUGACAUGGUUACUUUCCAGGCAUGUAUUAAAUUCUUUUUGGCUGUAUUAAUUAGCAUCCAGUAAGUACGAAGUAGGAUUUUAACUUUGUACACUAAAACAGUUUACAUUUGUACAAUAAAGCAGCUUUU
Thamnophis sirtalis is the source of this 2537-nucleotide messenger RNA. NCBI's taxonomy places the organism in Eukaryota, Metazoa, Chordata, Lepidosauria, Squamata, Natricidae. The record is from RefSeq and is a predicted model, not a curated record.